Paramacrobiotus metropolitanus is the source of this 1810-nucleotide messenger RNA. RefSeq lists its product as uncharacterized. The record is from RefSeq and is a predicted model, not a curated record. The transcript has a single exon. The coding region runs from base 151 to 1584 and encodes 477 amino acids. NCBI's taxonomy places the organism in Eukaryota, Metazoa, Tardigrada, Eutardigrada, Parachela, Macrobiotidae.
UCCAGUCACACGCAUCCCAUCAUAAAUAUCUAUAUCAGUUUUACCUUGUACAGUUUUAUUUUUAAUGCGGUGCGAAGUGCGAACGCAGCACUGUAAAACUGCAUUGUUUUGUACUGCUUCCGUGUAAGUAUAGUACUCGGGGAAUCAGGAAUGCUUCACGUGGAGUUGGUUAAUUUGAGUAGCAAGAUUUUGGACGGGAAACAGCUGGCAGCGCUGAUUGAUUAUCCACUGAAAUCCAACGAUCCACUGCUGAUUGAUACAUCCGCGCGCUGUCCCUGUGGUUCUCCGCAUCCGCAAGCCUUGUUGUCCUUCCAAUCUGUGGCGGCUUUCAUCCUGAAUCAGGUAUCUCUUCCACAGCUUAAUUCGGAUGCUGUCCUGCAGUAUUUAUCGUUGUCCGUGCAGUUGUGCCACUUUGCGUGUUCCAUACGGGAGAAACUCCGUCAAAGUGAUUUGCACAUACUUUCGAUAUUUUAUACUCGCCUGUCUGUUUUAUUCCUUCAUAAACAGCUCCCCUUGUGCACCGAGGAAUUGUUUCAAGACUGUUUGAUUCAGAAUUUUGUUUUGUUCCCGAAAGAGAUGACUGCUUUUGCGGCGAACUCUGAAGUGUCGCUGCGAGUUCGUCUGCAAGUUGCGGCGCGCUUCUUGCGCAACAAUCCCUCCACUCCCUGCGAAGAACCUGUCCAAUUAUUGGCAAAAAAAUUGCUAACCGAAUCCCAGUGCGGGCUGGAUACGAAAUUGGCGUUCUUGGUAGCUGCGGCGGAAAAUCAGCAUCGAAACAGCCUGGCUGCGAUUAUCGAUGCUCACAGCGAGGAAAAUGAUGAUUUUCUAGAAAAGUGCAUCACAAGUGACGGUCCUUUGAGUUUUAACAGUUGCCUACUAUUUUUGGACAAAUUUUUGGAUUAUGCGGGCGAAAUGUAUACGCUGAAUAAAAACGUGGAAUCUUUCACCGGAAUUGCUUCAUGGAUUUCACAGCAUUCUUCCAUAAUUUUUUCUCCAAAAUCCAUUGAACUGGUUAAGCAGACGACGCUCGUUCCAGUGUCCAGCUGUGUUUGCGUGGAGAUUCGGAAACUUGUCUCGGUGUUGCUCAAGGCGGUGUGUAUCUGUGUGCGACAGAUGGACAGAAAAGAAAUCGGAGAAGACCUGAUAAAUCUGUGCAGUGCGUGUCCGGAGCAUCCAAAUGCGUCAUUUCCAUCGUUUCUGUGUACCGUGUUCGCCCGUGAUGACGAGGGGCUGUGCGAAAGCCUGUUGUGCAUGCUGCAUCUUCAUGUUUUGCUCCCGGCCGAUAAAAACAUUCCCAGUCCGGAGUUGUGCUUCCAAGCUCUGUUGGCCAUGGUUGCGGACGAUCAUUUUGUAUUUGUCUCGUGGAUUGUCGAUAACCAGACGUGCUUUUUGGCAUAUCUCGUCCAGUAUGUGAAAUAUCUCAACGAAAAGACGGUUUCCCAACGAGAAAAGGAUGUGUUUGGGAAAAUAAUGCAGAGUUUGACUGCGCUGGCGGCGGAUGGAAAAGUUCCGUUUGAUGUUGAGCCCUUGACGCGCCGGUUGCGCCAAGUUCUACUUCAGUCGGAAAAGGAAGAACAAAUUUAAAACUGCUACAAUCCUGAAAUACUAAGUGUUUCCGGUAUUUUUGUAUAUUUAGUAGUGACACUUUUAUGUGGCGACAAUGCUGUUGUUAGCAGGUGAUUUUAUUUUUGGAAUGGUGUGAUAUCUAUUACUGUAACAGUUUUUUAAUUUUUGUUAACAAGUACAGUAGUGCCAAGUACAAUCAUCGCAGAAAUGUCAUGCCUGAAAUUAUGUAAAUAAAUACUUAAGC